Molecule: messenger RNA, 579 nt
Organism: Closterium sp. NIES-65
Lineage: Eukaryota; Viridiplantae; Streptophyta; Zygnematophyceae; Desmidiales; Closteriaceae
Source: the annotation of a GenBank genome assembly
AUGAUGUUACUAUUAAACGCGUCUCAAGACAUAGGUGAAGGAUCUGCGCGCAUCGCUCGGUUCGCUCCCCAAGCUCGCGCGGAUAUUCUGCUCCGACGCGGAUAUUCGUCUCUGCGCCGAUACCUGCGCGCGUGCAACUGGCACGUGCAGCGCGCCGAGCGCAUGCUGCGCGACACGCUCAAGUGGCGCGACCAGUGCCGCCCGGAGGAGAUUCAAUGGGCUGACGUGGCGGAGGAGGGCGCGAAGGGCAAGGUGUACCGAACGGCAUUCCAGGACAAACACGACCGCCCAGUCGUGAUGCUCUCUGCCGGCCAGCAGGUGCGCCACCUGGUGCAUUGCCUUGAGAACGCCGUCAUGAACCUGCCCGCCACUGCCUGUGAGCAGCAGCAGCUGCAGUUGCAGCCACUACCCGGGAAAGGUGAGUGUAGCUUCCUGGGAAAGGUGAUCCGCCCCUUCAUAGACCCGGUGACAUUCAACAAGAUCCUCUUCGUCAACACCUCACAUUCAGUCAGAAUAGACAUACUACUAUUCAAGCGCCUUUCCAACCUCUCACUUGACCCGUUCUGCCACAAUAAGUGA